CCCCGCUGUUAAUCACCAUCCAGCUCGGUUUUUGAACGCUGCUCCGCCGCUGUCAGGACUCAGGUCUGGCUGAACAAUGGACGGAGGACACCGCUGAGGAUUUACCGGGAACAUCUUGUGUAAAGUUGGAUUUUGUCAUCCGGAUUUCUUUUUUUGGGGGGGGGCGAAAGCAAAGUUUCGAGUCGGUUUGGAGUCCACGGAGGUUCGGACAAAGUCUGGAGUAAAAGAAACAGCGCAGCCGCUGGGAUAAAGGCAGAGGAUGGGGAGCCGCGGGCACUACCGGUACCACUGGCAGAGCCACAAUGUCAAACACAGCGGCGUGGACGACAUGGUGCUCCUCAGCAAGAUCAACGAGGACGCCAUCGUGGACAACCUCAAGAAGAGAUACAUGGACGACUACAUCUUUACAUACAUCGGCCCCGUGCUCAUCUCCGUCAACCCUUUCAAGCAGAUGCCGUACUUUGGAGAAAAAGAAAUUGAGAUGUACCAGGGUGCAGCUCAGUACGAGAACCCUCCUCACAUCUAUGCCCUGGCAGACAACAUGUACAGGAACAUGAUGAUUGACCGUGAGAACCAGUGUGUCAUCAUCAGCGGCGAGAGCGGCGCGGGGAAGACGGUGGCGGCCAAAUAUAUCAUGAGCUACAUCUCCAGGGUGUCAGGAGGCGGAGCCAAAGUUCAGCACGUCAAAGACAUCAUCCUCCAGUCCAACCCGCUGCUGGAAGCCUUCGGCAACGCCAAGACGCUGAGAAACAACAACUCCAGCAGAUUUGGGAAAUACUUUGAGAUCCAGUUCAGCUCCGGCGGCGAACCGGACGGGGGGAAAAUCUCCAACUUCCUCCUGGAGAAGUCGCGCGUGGUCAUGAGGAACCCUGGCGAAAGGAGCUUCCACAUCUUCUACCAGCUCAUAGAAGGCGCUGGCGGGGAGCAGAAGAGCAGCCUGGGGAUCACCAGUCUGGAUUACUAUAGUUACCUCAACCAGUCUGGCUCCUACAAGGUGGACGACAUCAACGACAGGAGCGACUUCCAGGAGACGAUGAACGCCAUGGGCGUGAUCGGCAUCCGCGCCGAGGACCGCGCCAUGGUGCUGCAGAUCGUGGCCGGCGUCCUGCACCUCGGGAACAUCUGCUUCAAGGAAUCUGGCAACUACGCGGCCGUGGAGAGCGAGGAGUUUCUAGCCUUCCCUGCGUUUCUGCUCGGAAUCGACCAGAACCGUCUGAAGGAGAAGAUCACGAGUCGGAAGAUGGACAGCAAGUGGGGGAGCACGGUGGAGUCUAUAGACGUGACCCUGAACGUGGAGCAGGCGUGUUACACGCGUGACGCCCUGUCCAAGGCCCUGCAUUCACGCGUCUUUGACUUCCUGGUUGAGUCCAUCAAUAAAGCCAUGGUGAAGGAUCAUCAGGAGCUAAACAUGGGAGUCUUGGACAUUUAUGGAUUUGAAAUCUUCCAAAAAAACGGAUUUGAACAGUUCUGCAUCAACUUUGUGAAUGAGAAGCUGCAGCAGAUCUUCAUCGAGCUGACCCUGAAGGCAGAGCAGGAGGAGUACGUGCAGGAGGGCAUCAAGUGGACGCCCAUUGAAUACUUCAACAACAAGAUCGUCUGCGACCUCAUCGAGAGCAAGAAUCCCCCGGGCAUCAUGUGCAUCCUGGACGACGUGUGCGCCACCAUGCACGCGGUGGGCGAGGGCGCCGACCAGACCAUGCUGCAGAAGCUCAGGGUCCAGAUCAACACGCACGAGCACUUCAACAGCUGGAACCAGGGCUUCAUCAUCCACCACUACGCCGGCAAGGUGUCCUACGACGCUGAGGGCUUCUGCGAGCGGAACCGGGACGUCCUCUUCACUGACCUCAUUGAGCUGAUGCAGAGCAGCGAAACCGCCUUCAUCAGAGCACUGUUUCCCGAGAACCUCAACGCUGAGAAGAAGGGCCGACCCACCACGGCGGGCAGCAAGAUCAAGAAACAAGCCAAUGACCUGGUGAGCACGCUGAUGAAGUGUACGCCGCACUACAUCCGCUGCAUCAAACCCAAUGAAACCAAGAAGCCCAGAGACUGGGAGGAGAGCCGAGUGAAGCACCAAGUGGAAUAUCUGGGUCUGAAGGAGAAUAUCCGCGUGAGGCGCGCCGGCUACGCCUACCGCAGGAUCUUCAGGAAGUUCCUCAACAGGUACGCCAUCCUGACCAAGGAGUCCUGGCCCACGUGGCGAGGAGACGAGAAGCAGGGCGUCCUCCACCUCCUACGCUCCGUCAACAUGGACCAGGACCAGUUCCAGCUGGGCCGCACAAAGAUCUUCAUUAAAGCCCCCGAGUCGCUGUUUCUACUGGAGGAGACCAGGGAGCGUAAGUUUGACGGCUAUGCCCGAACCAUCCAGAAAGCCUGGAGGAAGUACAUGGCCCGCAAGAAGUAUGUCCAGAUGAGGGAGGAAGCCUCUGACCUGCUGCUGAACAGGAAGGAGAGGCGCCGGCACAGCCUCAACAGGAACUUCGUGGGCGACUACCUGGGCAUGGACGACAGGCCCGAGCUGCGGCAGUUCCUGGGCAAGAGGGAGAAGAUCGACUUCGCGGACAAAGUCUCAAAAUACGACCGACGGUUCAAGGCCAUUAAGAGAGACUUGAUCCUCACGCCGAAGUCAGUCUACCUGAUUGGACGAGAGAAGGUGAAGCAGGGCCCAGAGAAAGGUCAGGUCACCGAGGUGCUGAAGAGGCGCAUUGAGGUGGAGAAGAUCCUGGCAGUGUCUCUCAGCACGAUGCAGGAUGACUUCAUGAUCCUGCACGAGCAGGAGUACGACAGCCUGCUGGAGUGCGUCUUCAAGACCGAGUUCAUCAGCCUCCUGUCUCGCCGGUUCGAGGAGAAGACUCAGCGGAAGCUGCCACUGAAGUUUAGCAACACACUGGAGCUGAAGCUGAAGAAGGAGAACUGGGGCUUCCUGAGCGGCGGCGCCGGCUCCCGGCAGGUGCUGUUCGUCCAGGGUCUGGGGGACAUGGCCACGUUGAAGCCGUCCAGCAAGUCCCUGCAGGUCACCGUGGGCCCCGGGCUCCCCAAGAACACGCGUCCCACCAGAAGGAGCUUCACUCAGAGUCGCUCCAACGCGCCCAGAAGCCACCAGAACAUCCCGUCCCGGGCGGCGCCGGGGCCUCCAGUCGCCCACCAGAACGGCAGCGUCAAGCACUCCAACCAGAGGAACUCGCAGCAUCACAAGCAGAGGCACCCGUCGCCCGGCAACGCCACGCGGCCCUUCCUGCCCAGCAACAUCAGCCCGGCCAAGGAGCGCGGCGGCGGCGGCCGGCCGCCCGACCUCAACUGCCUGAGGGUCCCGGACCAGGGAGCCGCCGGCAACGGAGAGAGACGGCCGUCGACAGAUCGCAGAACAGCCCACAGGCCGUCAGCCAGCAGGCCUCCGCCGGGAGGAGGCCGGCCCAAACCCGCACCCAAGCCCAAGCACCUGGCGCCGCAGUGCAAGGCCCUGUACGCGUACGACGCCCAGGACACGGACGAGCUCAGCUUCAACGCCGAGGACGUCAUCGACAUCGUCAAAGAGGAUGAGUCCGGAUGGUGGACGGGGCGGCUCCGGGGAAAGCAGGGACUUUUCCCCAACAACUACGUCACCAAAAUCUAGGAGCCGCUGGUUGAUCGGACGCAGGCCGAGCCCGCGCUGCUUCUCCCAGAGGACCCGCUCCCGAGGAGAGGAGCACCCACUUCAUCCUCCGCUGCCUCGCAGUCCAGUAAAUGAAUGGAGCUCGUUUACGGCGCCACACCCACAGAGACUCUCGACCGCGGGGCCUGUUUUCCUCCACAGUCCCUCCGAGUACUGAACAAACCUAUUUAUUGUAUUUAUAGCUUUCAUUGUUCUCCCUACUGUCAUUUAGAUCUCGCUGAGGGUUUGAGCUGCGAUAGUUUGAAGCGAAGGAACGACCAAACGCUAAAUCUGAUUUGUGCUCUAAGAACGUUUAGAUGGUUUGUCCCCAUGUCACCAGCUCUAUUUAUUCUGGUCCCAGCAACAGAUUUGGGAAUCCUGAUGAUUUAAAUACCAAAGCAAAAUCUUUCCCCGACAGACGACGUGCGGCGGGCGACUCACCUGGGCCGCGGCUGCGUCCGCUGUGGCCUGAGCAGGCCGUCUGUGGCCUAUGAGCACUUUAUCGGUACAGGUACUACCUUCCACGGACGGACGGCGACGCUCGUCCUUGCUGCCGGUCGCGCGUGUGGAGGACAGGUUGCCAAACUGGCAACAAGCCGAGUUACUGAAGGGAACCAUGUUUACAUUAGAUGAUAAACAGGCAUUUUAGAUCUGAUUCUGUAUAUGUGUUUGCAUUUGUAUUUACAUCUGAGUACAUCUGUUGGUUAGAAUUUAAAUUAAUUUUUUUUAUAUUUUCACUGAAGGGUCUGAUUUAUUUCCUGGUUCGGCUACAGACACUGACGCUCAUCACGGCCUCGGGGGCUUUGGUUCUAUUUUGUAUGAACUUAUAAAGUUGUCUUGAUACAGUUUUUCGUGGCACUGCAGAAAACCCAUUUCGCUUUUGGUCAACUGUUUCUUUACUUGUGCAUUUUGCAUUACUCAUUUUUUUUAAAAAUCAGAUAAAAUCAGAUUUUCUGGCACAGAUCUGCAUCUUCAUCAAAUCUAGGUUGACCUUGGAUGGUUGAAAACAUCCUUGUGCAAUAAACCUCCAGGAGUCUCAAUAAAGCUUAUAAUGUACAUUUUA
Molecule: messenger RNA, 4691 nt
Organism: Betta splendens (Siamese fighting fish)
Lineage: Eukaryota; Metazoa; Chordata; Actinopteri; Anabantiformes; Osphronemidae
Gene: myo1ea
Product: myosin IEa
Exons: 29
Coding region: 260-3610 (1116 amino acids)
Biological process (GO): vesicle transport along actin filament; actin filament organization
Cellular component (GO): microvillus; vesicle; actin cytoskeleton
Molecular function (GO): actin filament binding; microfilament motor activity; ATP binding
Source: RefSeq, a predicted model, not a curated record